Molecule: messenger RNA, 1071 nt
Organism: Clunio marinus
Lineage: Eukaryota; Metazoa; Arthropoda; Insecta; Diptera; Chironomidae
Source: the annotation of a GenBank genome assembly
CGAUUUUAUUUAGAAUAUUUUGUGUACUCACGCUGUCCUACUGGGAACAUUUUUUAUUUAAUUUUAUCACACAACGCUAUUAGAGGCACAGAAUCAUACAAAAACACGCGGAAUCACACUGUGAAUACUUGAAAUCUUUAAUUUAAUUUUUAUUUCUGCGAGCGAGAAUAUUUUCGACUUAAAACUGAAAGUCGACAAAGUCGAAACUCUCUAAUGUUGUUUGUUUGUGUGUGUACGAAUGAAAAUGGAAACUUCGAUCCCCUCGAAACUAUGACUCAAUUAUUUCAAAACAAAUCGGCAUAAAAUUAAAAAACAUUCAAGAAAAUUGUGUUGAACAUGUCUGUUAAGUUCUAUGGUCGAGUUGUACGAAUUGGUGGAAUUGCGACUGCAAUUUCAAAUCAAAUUAAGCUCAUCAAUUUCAAAGGUGUAAAGCGUGUUAAUGUAAAAUUCGAUCCAUUCGAUGAAAAGGCUGAUAUAGCGAGGAAUUAUCUUUUUUAUAUCUCAUCGCCAAAGAUAAAUGAAACAAAUCCGAAUUGUGUCAUAAAAACUGAUGUAAUUUGUAAUAGAGAAAGACCGACCAUCUCUUUCCAACUAAUACCACAAGUGCAAGAAGCCGCAAAGAUUAAAACUGUUAAGAUUGAGCUUGAAAAUCUUUCGAUGCUAGAGCUUUUAACUGCAACAAAUCAGCAUAUUUCAGCAUUAGCACCCAAAGAAACUGUUAGCAGUUCAUUAAAGACAAAGUCAGAGAAGAAGCGUGCAUCCGGAGGAAGACGGAAGUAAAAUAUUACUUGUGAUUAAUUAACAUAGAAUUUAGAAAGAUAGUAAAGUGAAAAGAUGAAAACCAAGGGAGGCGGACACAUCGACUUUAUAGAAAAAAUCUACCAUGAUUUGCCGAGUUUCACGGACGUUUUCAAUGAGGAAACUUUUUAUAUUUUUGUCGUUUGCUUCGUUCUUGCCACUUUUCUCGUCGUUUUUAUCUUAUCACGAUUUAUAACAAUAAAACCUGUUGAUGAUUAUUGAAAUAAAAGGAAUAAACAAAAAUGAAUUUCUAAGAAAUGAUUAAAAUUAAAA